GCAGAGAUCUGAGCAGAACACCAGGACCUCAGCGGCCAAGGUUGGAAGCAAGAAAACAGAGAAGCUGGGGAGAUGCUUUUAACACAAUCAAGGACCCAGCAGCUUAAUGGCACCUGUAUUGACUCCCUGGACAUGGAGCUUUUCCUACAUUACUCCCUUAUCCCAUCACUUUUCAUCAUUUUAGUCUUGUCCUUUCUCCAAAGACGAGUGCACCGUAGACAGAGAGAGGAGACUUCUUACCUCCUGGGCAGCCACUUCGGGAUUAUCAUACCUCUGGACUUCGUGGGCACAUUCAGUAACCGGUGGUCCUAUGGAAUUGCCUUUGGGGCUACAGCCAAUAAGAUCAUGUUCUUAUUCUCAGAAGGCUACCAGCCCCUGCACGUCCCAAAGUGGGCCCAAGCCUUUGUGCUUCUGAUUGGAGGCUUCGAAGUUGGCCUAUCACACUUCCCCUUCUUUGCCUGCCUCUCAUCGGACCUCCAGCUAGUAAGCUCCAUACUUGGCUUCAGUUACUCUCUCAUUUGGUUUGCUGUUACCAUCCUCCAUAUCAUACAGUGUCCCCAUGGGCAGUUUGUGGGGCAGUAUGAAACUAUCGUGUUCUACUGGCCUUCAUUGCUCUGCUUGGCUUUCCUGCUGGGCCGUUUCCUGCAUAUGUUCAACAAGUCUCUGAGGGUGCAACUGGGCUGGGAUCUCCAAGGGGAAGAAAAGCCUUUCCUGGAAGUUCACCAGGCAGAGCAUGUCAAACAACUCCUGAGGAAACACCCUCUGCAAGAAGAAACCAAGUCUUGGUUCCAAACCAAGAUCUAUGAGUGGGACCCUUACUUUCAGUUUCCAAGUAGAAUGAUUGGAACCACUGUGUUGGCCUUCAUCUGCCUGUACCUUUUCAUUGUCAUUGAGUUCUGCAUAUUCAUACGGGUGAAAGAUGAAUUGGAUGUGUUUGAAAACAUGUUGGAGCGUUACAUCAUUGCCACAAACCCAGACAGGUAACCCAAACUCCAGUCAUCCCUGCAAGUAAAAGAACUGAUAAGUGUCUCCAAAGUUGCCUGGGUGGUAACCAUUUUGCCUGCCUCUCUCACAUGUGUGAGUUACCUCUUUCACAUUUUGGUCUGUUACAGAAAGCACAUCAAGAGGCUAUGGGCAGGUGACCGGCGCUUUCUCCCUGCCAAGUUCCACAAUCCUUCCUCCUCUGCGAGUGUGGUGGCCAUUGCACGGUACUCUGGCUGGCAAAUUGCCUAUAUUCUGUGGGGUUACCUCAUCCUGCACGUGAUGCAGAGCCUGGCCACUGUAAUGAUUGCCUACAGUCUGGUGUUGCCCAUUAUCCACAAUCAAGGCCUGGAGAUGCUCCGAGGACUGGGCCUGGGAAUCCUCACCAUAGCCAUCAUCCUGGGUCUCAUGAUCCUGCAGGUCUGCAUUGCCUCCAGCUUCUUCCUGCAACCAAAGAUGGAAAUGGUGGACAAGCAGAAGCCAUUGGCACUCAACAACAGGAAAGCAUUCCACAACUUCAACUACUUUCUCUUCUUCUACAAUGUGCUUCUGGGCCUGGGUGCCUGCCUUUCCCGGUUGCUCAUCAGCUGCAUCGUGGGCUCAUGGCUGGUUGCUCGGAUUGACAGAACAAUCCUGCAGAAUGGCUAUGAGGGUGUAGACAUGGGGUUCAAUGCAUGGAUUGGCAUGCUCUAUGUGGACCAUUACCAUACCAACCCUGUGCUUGUCAGCUUCUGUCACAUCUUGAUCAUAGGCCACAGGGAGAGGAAGAUGCAGCAGGCCCUCAGAUGCUGGUACCUGAAUCAGUCAGCAGGUUUCCGCGUCUCAGCCAGAUGCAAAACAAGGUGGUUCCUGUUGCAGACUCUAAUUAACAAUCCCAAACUGGUCAUGCUCAGAAAAUCAAAGCCAGGCAACGGACCACGGGACUUUACACAGAUUCUGCUAAUGUGCUCUGAAGGCUGACCCUGACUUUCAAUGUGGUCAUAAAACCAGUUCUGGACUGUCCUAAGAAAAGGCCUGGCCGAAGUCCCCCAUGAUGGAAUGGGAUGAGAUGUAGGACACCAUCCUCACUGCCUGAGUUACCGUGGUUUGAUACCUGUAUUGUACUGUGAACUUUCAGGCCUAAUUCGUGGUUUGGCAAAAAGAACAAGAAACAAAGAGAAUUUCUGUUGAAUAUAUUUUCCCAAUAAUGUUUUUCCCCCUCAUCUAUGGUUAGGAGGCAGUCUUGAGCAGAGCUUAGUUUGACUACAGAGCAGAAUGUGAUGUCACCUCGAGGGUUGUAAAGUUUUACUAUCUACAGAGCCUGACCUAUUGGCAAUUUUUUUUCUGAAGAAUAGUGUGAUCUUAAUCCAUCAGAGUCAUAGCUUUCUGCUUUUUCAGUCUGGCAGUGGCAGCAGAAAAGAAAUCCCAGGAUCCCAACCAUAAGUGGGCAAAGGAAUAGUGUUGAAUAAAUUAUUAAUUAUAAGAGUCCUAGUGUUGCAGAUGG
Suncus etruscus (white-toothed pygmy shrew) is the source of this 2464-nucleotide messenger RNA. RefSeq names its product stimulated by retinoic acid gene 6 protein-like. Gene Ontology annotation, molecular function: retinol transmembrane transporter activity; signaling receptor activity. NCBI's taxonomy places the organism in Eukaryota, Metazoa, Chordata, Mammalia, Eulipotyphla, Soricidae. The record is from RefSeq and is a predicted model, not a curated record. Gene Ontology annotation, biological process: vitamin A import into cell. Gene Ontology annotation, cellular component: plasma membrane.